GGUUGAUGUGGGCAGCAAUAACAAUGAAGUUAUGAAUCCUCUGGGGCUUCGAUUUCUCACCUGGCUGCCAGAUGACAGCUUCCUGGUGGUUGGUCAAGGUCACCAUGCUGCUCAGUCUGUCCUUCACCAUCUGACUGCAGUGCCUACUGUGGCUGGAGCUGAAGAGGAGCACCUGAAUUUGCGGUUGUCUUUGCCUGUAGAUGGAGAAGUUACCAGCCUGUGCUGCAGCCCAGUGACCAGAACUGUAGCUUUGCAGCUUGCUGAUAGACAGAUCCUGAAAUACCUCUGGGAGGCUUCUACUCCAGUCCUUGAGCCCUGGCAGGCUAGCAAUGGAUCUGCUGUUCGGUUUCCCUACCCCUGUGUGCAGACUUCUAUCACGAGGAUCAGUGGUGAAGAGAUGAUCUUGGGCCUCACAGAUCGAUGCCGGUUUUUUGUUAAUGAUACUGAGGUUGCUUCCAACAUCACCUCAUUUGCAACAUACAAUGAGUUUUUAUUGGUGACAACCAGUUCCCACACCUGUCAGUGCUUCUGCUUGAAGAACGUAUCAGUGAAAGCCCUUCAGGCUGGCCUGAGCAGUCCUGCUGCACCCAACAGUGAGACCUUGCGCAAGGUGGAGCGAGGUUCGCGUAUCAUCACCAUUACACCCCAGGACACAAAGGUUGUGCUGCAGAUGCCUAGAGGAAAUCUGGAGACUGUUCACCACCGAGCUCUUGUUCUUGCCCAGAUUCGAAAGUGGCUGGACAGACUUAUGUUCAAGGAAGCAUUUCAGUGUAUGAGGAAGCUGCGAAUCAACCUCAAUCUUCUCUAUGACCACAAUCCCAAGGUAUUUCUGGAAAACGCAGAAACCUUUAUCAGACAAAUAGAUUCUGUGAACUAUAUCAACUUGUUUUUCACAGAAUUGAAAGAAGAAGAUUUCACGAAGAGUAUGUACCCAUAUCUGAAUGGUAGCAGUAGUGCUCAACCAUGCCAGCAUCCUGAUCAGAAAAAAGUAAACCUCGUCUGUGAUGUCAUGAGAGUUGCCAUGGAACACAUUGACCCUCAAAAAUACUGCCUAUCAAUACUGACAGCACAUGUAAAGAAAAGUCCUCCAGAAUUGGAAAUUGCUCUCCAGAAGGUUCAUGAUCUUCGAGAAAGCAUUACUCCAGAUGCCAAAGCUGUGAGUGCAGAAGAAGCACUGAAGUACCUGCUUUUCCUUGUGGAUGUCAAUGAAUUGUAUGAUUAUUCCUUGGGGACAUAUGACUUCAAUUUAGUCAUCAUGGUGGCAGAAAAGUCUCAAAAGGACCCAAAAGAAUACUUGCCCUUCUUAAAUACCCUCCGGAAAAUGGAAACCAAUUAUCAGCGAUAUACAAUAGACAGACACUUGAAGAGAUACACAAAAGCUCUUGGGCAUCUCAGCAAAUGUGGUUCUGAACACUUCUCUGAAUUUCUGAACUUGGUGAAGGAUCAGAAUCAGUACUGUGAAGCCUUGAAGCUGUACCCCUCAAGCACUCAGGAGUACAAGGAUAUCAGCAAUGCAUAUGGGGAGUACUUAAUUCAGAAGCAGCUAUAUGAACAGGCUGCGUUGGUAUUUGCUCGUGCUGGCAUCUUUGCAAAAGCACUUGAUGCUUUUCAGAACAGUGGCAGCUGGCAGCAAGCCCUGUGCGUGGCGUCACAGCUUGAUUACACAAAGGAUGAACUGUCCAGCCUGGCACAGACCAUGGCAGGAAAACUAGUUGAACAGAGAAAGCAUGCAGAGGCAGCCAUACUCUUGGAGCAGUACACUCAGGACUAUGAAGAGGCUGUUCUCCUGCUCUUGGAAGGGGCUCUCUGGGAAGAGGCUUUAAGACUGAUUCACAAGUAUGGUAGACUGGAUAUCUUGGAGACCAACUUCAAACCUGCUAUUCUGGAAGCUCAGAAAAGUCAGCUGAUCUUCCUAGAUUCUCGGAAAACAGCAUUUAUUUGCCACAAGAGUCGCCUGCAAGUGGUCCGAGAGCUGAAGGAGAAGGCUUGUGAGUGCCUGCAGGAUUAUGAAAUGCCAAAUUACUCAGAAUUGGAUCUUUUCUCUGAAACCAGCAGUGUUGUGACACCCAGUGACAUGAACAGCAAAUAUUCACACAGCAGUUCAAGAAUAUCAGCGCGAUCCUCAAAGAACCGGCGGAAGGCUGAGCGCAAGAGAUACAGCUUGAAAGAGGGGAGUCCUUUUGAAGAUAUGGCCCUUCUGGAAGUCCUGGGAGAAAACAUUCGUGCUGUUGAGACUGUGAAGGGUAGGACACUUCAUGAUCUUAAUCCACUCCACAGCUU
This is a messenger RNA of Mesitornis unicolor (brown roatelo), 2280 nucleotides long. It is a transcript of the gene ELP1, whose product is annotated as inhibitor of kappa light polypeptide gene enhancer in B-cells, kinase complex-associated protein. Gene Ontology annotation, cellular component: elongator holoenzyme complex; cytosol. NCBI's taxonomy places the organism in Eukaryota, Metazoa, Chordata, Aves, Mesitornithiformes, Mesitornithidae. Gene Ontology annotation, molecular function: tRNA binding. Gene Ontology annotation, biological process: tRNA wobble base 5-methoxycarbonylmethyl-2-thiouridinylation. The transcript is spliced from 21 exons. The annotation marks the transcript as partial. The record is from RefSeq and is a predicted model, not a curated record.